UCACUUUUCAAAAACUCUCUCUCUCUCUUAGAAAUAAUAGGCUUGAAUUUCCCCCGAGGAGAUGAUACAUCCUUCUAUGCUGAUUCAUUUUAGCUCUCAAAUCAGCCUCCACAAAAGCAAAAAGUAACACAAAAGCAAUUUACAUUGUAAUUUUAUAUGUGCAGCUUUCAUUGAUCUGAGCUUGACCUAUUUGAGAACUCCACAAGUUAGUACUACUAGGGUUGGUUUUAGUUUUCCGUUUUUCUCAUCCUUUUUUCUCUUUUAUCUUUUUUUUUAUAAUUCAUUCUUGAUAGGGUUCUUUUUCUUUCUUUCCAGUAUAUAUUAGGUGGUUUUUUAGAUACUAAGUGAGUUUAGUUGUUAGUUUGAGGCGUUUUAAUAUAUAGCGAAUUUGAGAAGUGGUGAAAAUGAGCUUGAGUAUGGCAGAGGAUGAAUCAACUUCAAAAAUCCAACUUCCUGCAGAUAUAGAUUGGAAAAUGCUUGACAAAUCCAAGUUUUUUUUCUUAGGUGCUGCGCUAUUUUCUGGUAUCUCGGGCACACUGUAUCCGAUUGUAGUGUUGAAAACGCGGCAGCAAGUUAUGAGUAAGCACAUACCAUGUCUAAAAAUGGCAGUAUCCAUGUUGCGGAAUGAAGGGUACAGAGGAUUUUACAGGGGAUUUGGUACUUCCCUCACGGGGACCAUUCCUGCACGUGCCCUUUAUAUGGGCGUGCUUGAAAUGACCAAAAGCAAUGUUGGAACUGUUACUACUAAGUUGGGAUUGGCCGAGGCAUCUUCCUCGGCCAUUGCCAAUGCAGCUGCUGGUCUUAGCGCUGCAUUGGCGGCCCAAUUUGUGUGGACCCCGGUUGAUGUUGUGAGUCAGAGAUUAAUGGUACAAGGAAAUGGAAAUUCUAGCUGUGGUGUUGUUGGAUUGAAGUAUUAUAAUGGUGGGAUCGACGCGUGUAGAAAGAUAAUUGGUAGUGAUGGUUUGAGGGGAUUGUAUAGAGGAUUUGGUAUUUCAAUACUGACUUAUGCACCUUCAAAUGCAGUUUGGUGGGGUUCAUACUCUAUUGCUCAUAGAGUGAUUUGGGGUUCUAUUGGUGGCUAUUUUUGCAAAAAAGACGAUGAGUAUAGUUAUACGCAGCCAAAGGGGAAGGCUAUGGUGGCAGUUCAAGGGUUGAGUGCAGCAUUGGCUAGUGGAAUAUCUGCAUUAGUGACAAUGCCACUUGACACAGUGAAGACAAGAUUGCAAGUGUUAGAUGAUCAAGAAUGGUGUUGUAGGAGAAGACCAACAAUUAUAGAGACAGUGAGGAAUUUAGUGAAGGAAGGUGGAUUAGGUGCAUGUUAUAGAGGAUUAGGUCCAAGAUGGGCAUCAAUGUCUAUGUCUGCAAUAACUAUGAUCACUACUUAUGAGUUCCUCAAGAGGUUAUCCACCAAGAAUCAAGAGAGCUUUGUUUGAUGAAAUCUUGCAUACAAACAGCAAAGAAACUAAACAGGGAAAGGGGAGAAAAUGUUGUUCUAUAUGUUCAAUCCUUUUGCAGCUUUCUUUUUUGUUAUCUUUUGACUAAAUUGUAGUAUAACACAGUGUAGAUUUUGUAAAGAAAAAUGUAGCAAUAUUUAGUAAAUAUU
Molecule: messenger RNA, 1603 nt
Organism: Nicotiana attenuata
Lineage: Eukaryota; Viridiplantae; Streptophyta; Magnoliopsida; Solanales; Solanaceae
Product: solute carrier family 25 member 44-like
Exons: 1
Coding region: 405-1433 (342 amino acids)
Biological process (GO): transmembrane transport
Source: RefSeq, a predicted model, not a curated record